AUGGUUACGGAAUCAUUAACAAGACCAACAACCGUUGGUGCAUUGGCCUGUCAACGUAAUUCUUUCCUGUUUAACGGGUUUAAAACUACUGUUAUCUCUUGUGAACCGGUUAAGGGGAAACCAAAAGAUCCCGUCAAGUAUUUGGUAGAAUUACAUGAUACGAUUCUUUUCCCUGAAGGUGGCGGUCAACCAAGUGAUUCAGGAUAUCUAAAAUGUUCAAAUGACAGGAUUCCCGUUUCAUACGUUUCGAGAGUCGGAUUACAUGCUAAGCACCAUGUGGGACAAUACAUAGAUCCGGGGACUACAGUUGAAGUGGAAGUUGAUCAAAGUAAAAGAGUUGAUUAUAUGCAACAGCAUACAGGUCAACAUCUGCUGAGUGCAAUCUUAGAAUCAGAACCUUAUAAAUUGGAUACAUUAUCAUGGUCGAUGGGUGGUGUAAUUUCAGCUAAAAAGCCAACUUUGGAAAUCAAUGAUUAUUUCAAUUACAUUGAAUUACCACGUAAAUUGACAUCACAAGAAAUUGAACAAGUUUCUCAUAAGGUAAAUGAACUUAUUUCGAUUAAUCCACAACAAAUUUCUGUCAUUGAAAGAACACCAGAAGCGCAUGGAGAUGUACAGACUUCAAAGAUUCCAGACGACUACGACCUGGAAAAAGGUGUAUUAAGAACGAUCCACAUUGGUGAAAUUGAUUCUAAUCCAUGUUGUGGAACUCAUUUACAAAGGACUAACCAAAUUGGAUCAAUUUUAAUUUCACCGAAUCAAACAAAUAUAAGAGGAUCGAAUUCAAGGUUAUAUUUUAUGUGUGGUAAUCGUGUGGUCAACUAUGGUAUGGCGGUUAAUAAAUUGGUAGGUACAGCAAAGAGUUCACUAAGCUGUUUGGAAUCUGAAAUUCCUGAAAAGAUCGAUAGACAAAGGGACUUGAUUCAAAAAUCUAGUAAAAGAGAACAAUUCUGGAUUAAAGAAUUGGCUUCAUAUGAAUCUGAUAGAUUAUUAGCCAAAGUAAAGGAAGCUGGUAAGGCAUUCUUACUAAAGGAUGAAUAUGGUACUUUAGAGUUUUUAUUACAGGUUUUCAAAGAAUUUACCAAUAAAUUGGGCAAGACUCCAAAUGAAUAUCAAUUAGUAUUAUGUGGACGUGAAAAAUCAACAGAAUCUGGAUCAGUAUUGAUUGUUUCGGAGUCUGGUGAAAAAAUUUCUACCAUUGCAGCUUCGCUAUCUGGUGUGGUCCCAACUCUAAAAGGUGGUGGUGGUAAGAAGGGCGGUAAAUGGCAAGGUAAAAUUGUUAAAUUUACCGAGAACGACUGGAAAUCUGUUAAAAAUUAUUUAGAAACAGAAUUCUAA
This is a messenger RNA of Zygosaccharomyces rouxii, 1338 nucleotides long. Its product is annotated as putative alanine--tRNA ligase. Lineage: Eukaryota; Fungi; Ascomycota; Saccharomycetes; Saccharomycetales; Saccharomycetaceae. Gene Ontology annotation, biological process: regulation of translational fidelity; tRNA aminoacylation. Gene Ontology annotation, molecular function: aminoacyl-tRNA ligase activity; Ser-tRNA(Ala) deacylase activity; ATP binding. Bases 1 to 1338 code for a protein of 445 amino acids. The transcript has a single exon. The record is from RefSeq and is a predicted model, not a curated record.